AUGGCCGAGUUCACCGUCCGAACCAGGAAGUUCAUUACGAACCCUUUGCUAGGUCGCAAGCAAUUUGUUGUUGACGUCCUACACCCCGGUGUUGGUAGUGUCUCUAAGAAGGAUCUUGCUGAUAGUCUAGCUAAGAUGUAUAAGGUUAAGGAUGCUCGUGUUAUCAGCUUAUUCGGUUUCAAGACCCAAUUUGGUGGUGGACGCUCUACUGGUUUUGGUCUUAUCUAUGAUACUGUUGAAAAGGCUCAAGCCUUUGAACCUAAGCAUAGACUACGUCGUCAUGGUCUUGCUCCUGAGUUCCAAGCUAAGCGUAGAUCUUAUAAGGAAUUGAAGAACAAGUGUAAGAAGGUCCGUGGUACUGCUAAGUCCAAGCUUCGUUCUAAAUAAGGAGUUGCUUACUACUACUACCUGGAACAUCAUCAAUAGGAUAUGCCCUCGUUACCGACUAUA
Messenger RNA from Perkinsus marinus ATCC 50983, 450 nucleotides. RefSeq names its product 40S ribosomal protein S24, putative. Gene Ontology annotation, molecular function: structural constituent of ribosome. The record is from RefSeq and is a predicted model, not a curated record. The transcript has 3 exons. The coding region runs from base 1 to 387 and encodes 128 amino acids. NCBI's taxonomy places the organism in Eukaryota, Perkinsozoa, Perkinsida, Perkinsidae. Gene Ontology annotation, biological process: translation. Gene Ontology annotation, cellular component: ribosome.